AUGCUCGGUGAUAAUACGUACGCCUCCUCACCCAAGCGUCAAAUAGUAAGCAUUCUGUUUCACCACGAAUUAAAAGACCAAGUUCUGAUGACCUCGAACAAAUUCACGAAACUCGGUUCCAACGCCGACUCAAUCGUCGACAGCAUUCUUGAGUCGUUUCCUGCCGACUUGAAGAAUUUCACGAUCCCGGAUGUGCCCAAUCUUGGCAAAAUCAAAAUCAUCGACGUCGGCCAUCUGAGUCGUGCAUGUCCAACGACGAUAAACGAGACGUUGACCAAGGGAAACCCUUCGCUUAUCGUCAGCACCUGUCUCAAUGUGACUGGUGCUGCCAUCAACUUGCCAGACAAGUCCAUCACCGCUUCAAUUGGCCGGGCAAAAUUCGACGUCACACUGAUAAUUACGAAAUCAGUGCAACCAACUGCAAAAGCCAGCAUCUCGAUUCCUGUUUGGAAGGACAUAAAUGUUAAAAUCAACAACUGGUUCCUCGGUUUAUUUUCUGGACUUCUAAAGAACUCUGGUCUUGUAUCAUUCAUGCUCCGAACGGCGGUCAACUCAGCACUGCAAAAGAUUAAACUUGAAAAACUUUUUAUUUGA
This is a messenger RNA of Mesocestoides corti, 594 nucleotides long. Lineage: Eukaryota; Metazoa; Platyhelminthes; Cestoda; Cyclophyllidea; Mesocestoididae. The record is from the annotation of a GenBank genome assembly.